AUAAAAGCGUGUUUGUUGACGUCAGCGGCCUCUUCCCUGCCUGUGCCCCUCGUGAGGUGGGCAGUGUAAAGUUGUCUUUCUCCUCUAAGAGAAUCCAAAACCAUCGGUCAAAAUGGUGAACUUUACAGUAGACCAGAUCCGUGCCAUCAUGGACAAGAAGGCCAACAUCCGUAACAUGUCUGUGAUUGCGCACGUGGACCACGGAAAGUCAACUCUGACGGACUCGCUGGUGUCGAAGGCUGGUAUCAUCGCCUCCGCCCGUGCUGGAGAAACCCGAUUCACAGACACUCGCAAAGAUGAACAGGAACGCUGCAUUACCAUCAAGUCCACUGCCAUCUCUUUGUACUAUGAACUGGCCGAAAAUGAUUUGGCCUUCAUCAAGCAAAGUAAAGACGGCUUUGGUUUCCUGAUCAACUUGAUUGAUUCCCCUGGGCACGUCGAUUUUUCAUCUGAGGUGACCGCUGCUCUCCGUGUCACUGAUGGAGCCCUUGUGGUGGUGGACUGUGUAUCUGGUGUUUGUGUGCAGACUGAGACUGUGCUGCGUCAAGCCAUUGCUGAGCGCAUCAAGCCAGUCUUGAUGAUGAACAAAAUGGAUCGUGCCUUGUUGGAGUUGCAGCUGGACCCCGAAGAGCUCUACCAGACCUUCCAGCGCAUUGUUGAGAAUGUCAACGUCAUCAUUUCUACCUAUGGAGAGGAUGAGGGUGGACCCAUGGGUAACAUCAUGAUUGACCCAGUCAUCGGUACGGUUGGCUUUGGUUCUGGACUCCAUGGCUGGGCCUUCACCCUCAAGCAGUUUGCUGAAAUGUAUGCUGCCAAGUUUGCUGCCAAGGGCAACACUCAAAUGACACCAGCUGAGCGUUGCAAGAAGGUGGAGGACAUGAUGAAGAAGCUGUGGGGUGACAGGUAUUUUGAUCCAGAUUCUAAUAAGUUCAGCAAAUCAGCUACUGGACCAGAUGGCAAAAAGUUUCCUCGUACCUUCGCUCAGCUUAUCCUGGAUCCCAUCUUCAAGGUGUUUGAUGCCAUAAUGAACUUCAAGAAAGAGGAGACAGCCAAACUUAUUGAAAAGCUUGACAUCAAGCUUGACAGCGAAGACAAGGAAAAGGAGGGCAAGCCCCUGCUGAAGGCUGUGAUGCGUCGCUGGCUGCCUGCUGGAGAAGCCUUGCUUCAGAUGAUCACCAUCCACCUGCCUUCCCCUGUCACUGCCCAAAAGUACCGAUGUGAGCUGCUCUAUGAAGGACCUGGAGACGACGAGGCUGCCAUGGGUAUUAAGAACUGUGACCCCAAGGCCCCCUUGAUGAUGUACAUCUCUAAAAUGGUGCCUACCAGUGACAAGGGUCGUUUCUAUGCUUUCGGACGUGUGUUCUCCGGCAGUGUUUCAACUGGCCUGAAGGUGCGCAUUAUGGGACCAAACUUCACCCCUGGAAAGAAGGAAGAUCUGUACCUCAAACCCAUUCAGAGGACAAUUUUGAUGAUGGGCCGCUAUGUUGAGCCCAUUGAGGAUGUGCCAUGUGGUAACAUUGUGGGUCUGGUCGGAGUGGACCAGUUCCUUGUCAAGACUGGAACCAUCACCACCUUUGAACAGGCCCACAACAUGAGGGUGAUGAAGUUCAGUGUCAGCCCUGUGGUGAGAGUGGCUGUGGAGGCCAAGAACCCUGCCGACCUGCCUAAGCUGGUAGAGGGCCUGAAGCGUCUGUCCAAAUCAGAUCCUAUGGUGCAGUGUAUCAUUGAGGAAUCUGGUGAGCACAUCAUUGCUGGAGCGGGAGAAUUGCACUUGGAGAUCUGCCUGAAAGAUCUGGAGGAGGAUCACGCUUGCAUUCCUCUGAAGAAAUCUGACCCCGUCGUGUCCUACAGAGAGACAGUCAGUGCAGAGUCAUCUGUCAUGUGUCUGUCUAAGUCCCCAAACAAGCACAACCGUCUCUUCAUGAAAGCCCGUCCCUUCCCAGAAGGCCUGGCUGAAGACAUUGAGAAGGGUGAUGUCACAGCUCGUCAGGAGCUCAAGACCCGUGCCCGCUACCUGGCUGACAAGUAUGAGUGGGAGGUCACAGAAGCCCGUAAGAUCUGGUGCUUUGGUCCUGAUGGAACCGGUCCCAACCUGCUGGUGGAUGUCACCAAGGGAGUGCAGUACCUUAAUGAAAUCAAGGACAGUGUCGUGGCUGGCUUCCAGUGGGCCACAAAGGAGGGUGCCCUGUGUGAGGAGAACAUGCGCGCGGCUCGCUUUGACAUCCAUGAUGUGACCCUGCAUACUGAUGCUAUUCACCGUGGUGGUGGCCAGAUCAUUCCCACAGCCCGCAGAGUCUUGUAUGCUUGCCAGCUCACAGCUGAACCCAGGCUUAUGGAGCCAGUCUACCUGGUGGAGAUUCAGUGUCCUGAACAAGUGGUGGGAGGAAUCUACGGUGUGUUGAACAGGAAACGUGGCCACGUAUUUGAGGAAUCUCAUAUCUUGGGAACCCCAAUGUUUGUUGUGAAGGCCUACCUGCCUGUCAAUGAAUCAUUCGGUUUCACAGCUGAUCUACGCUCCAACACUGGUGGCCAAGCCUUCCCACAGUGUGUCUUUGACCACUGGCAGGUGCUUCAGGGAGACCCACAAGAACCAUCAUCCAAGCCCGCUCAGAUUGUUGCUGAAACCCGUAAACGCAAGGGGCUCAAAGAAGGCAUCCCUGCCUUGGACAACUAUCUGGACAAAAUGUAAAAGGCCCACUUCUUCACCACCUUAUUCCUCCCCUCCUAUUAAAUUUCCUCCACAUUGUGGGACAGGACUGUACAGUACACCAUGCGCACUGUUUGCCAAAAGGAUUGACAUUGAACAACUAGAAAAAUUGUAAACCAUAAAUAAAGGAAAAUAAAAAUUG
Lampris incognitus (smalleye Pacific opah) is the source of this 2849-nucleotide messenger RNA. RefSeq names its product elongation factor 2. Gene Ontology annotation, biological process: translational elongation. The transcript has 13 exons. The coding region runs from base 113 to 2689 and encodes 858 amino acids. Lineage: Eukaryota; Metazoa; Chordata; Actinopteri; Lampriformes; Lampridae. The record is from RefSeq and is a predicted model, not a curated record. Gene Ontology annotation, molecular function: GTP binding; ribosome binding; GTPase activity. Gene Ontology annotation, cellular component: ribonucleoprotein complex; cytosol.